AUGCCCAGCACACUUCAGAAAACCCGCAAGCAAAUUUCCAAGAAGCGCAAUGGACAGGUCAACGCACUGCAUGAAAAGUCCAGAGACACUCUGAGACUGCACAAGGCCGGUGUAAGAGACCAGAGGCUGGAGAAGCUUGCUGCGGCGAGGAGCAAGAGGGAACAGCCCAUCGUGGAGCGAGUCACAUUUUUCCAGCAGAAAGUGAGAGAGCAAGGCUCGGAACCGCUUGAAGUGCCCGCCAUCCAGGCGCUUAUCCAUGAAUAUGUCCAUCAGUACGAUGAGGAGUACGAUGCUGUGAAGAAGACUCGCCGGGCUGGACGGCCCCCUAGCACCAAGGAAGAUCUCCUGAAGAUCAAGAUUGCCGCUCUCGAGAAAGAGUAUGAGGCAGGAUUUCUGAUUCCCGAUAUCACAACGGCCCAGAGCGUCAAGCUCUUGGACGCUUGGGAAGGCGCCUGGGCCUAUCUUGCCACCCUCCCUUGGGUUAAAGUUACAGCUGCAGGCAAUGUUCGCAAAUCUGAGCUACCUUCCAAAGCUCUGGUUUGA
Trichoderma citrinoviride is the source of this 543-nucleotide messenger RNA. RefSeq lists its product as hypothetical. The record is from RefSeq and is a predicted model, not a curated record. The coding region runs from base 1 to 543 and encodes 180 amino acids. NCBI's taxonomy places the organism in Eukaryota, Fungi, Ascomycota, Sordariomycetes, Hypocreales, Hypocreaceae. Gene Ontology annotation, cellular component: nucleus. The transcript has 4 exons.